Molecule: messenger RNA, 3915 nt
Organism: Meloidogyne enterolobii
Lineage: Eukaryota; Metazoa; Nematoda; Chromadorea; Rhabditida; Meloidogynidae
Source: the annotation of a GenBank genome assembly
AUGCUGGAAUUAAUAUUUUAUAUUUCCCCAUUUCUCUUGAUUAAUUUAUUGCCAGUUAUUGCACAUUCUCAUUUAAUUUUUGAUUCUAAAAAUGGAAGAGCUGAAGUGGAAGAUUCUCCUUAUUUAAUAAGACAUCCACAUUUGUUAGCUGAUUUUUAUAGUCAAGUUGAAUUAGUGCAAGAACUUGCAGAAUUGAAAACAUCUGUUAGACAGCAACAGGUUUUAAUAGAGAAAAGAUAUGAUGACGAUGAUCCUCAAAUUGAACAUAAAAUUAGAGCAACAAAUUUAGAUUGUAUUAGAAGUAAAAACUUUGAACUUCAACCAGAAAAUUUCCUAACAGUUUAUCCUUUCGAUUUGGUGUUAAUUGAUGGAAAAUAUGAAUUAAAAUCAAUUGUUUUAAAACCUUUUGGGGAACAAUUCCAAUUUUCUGACAAAGAAGUAGAAGAUAAAGAAAUUGAUUGUGGAGUGAUUAGCAAUGAUUAUCAAAAAAUCUCUCAAGAAUUUUCCUCUUCAUCUUCUGAAAAUUAUGAAGAACCUGGAUUGGCUGAAGGAAUUAAAAUAGAAGAAAUGAAAUUAUUUAAACAUAUAAUUUCAUUAAUUCUUUCAAAAACUAAAAAAGAGGAAAAUAAUGAACAAAAUAAUAAUUUAAUUAAAAAAGCUAUUUAUUUUGCACAUUUUUAUUGGAGACUUCGAGGAAAUCCUCAAAAUGCAUUAAAUUGUUUAUUUAAUUAUUUAUUAAUGGAGAAGGAUAAUAUCCCAGCAAGAUUUCAACUUGGAAUUAUUCAAUUACGAUUGGGCAACUAUAAACGGGCUAUUGAACAUUUAGAGUUUAUAAACAAUAAAGUACCAAAUUGUGCAAAAUGUCUUCUUCCUUUGGGGGAUGCUUAUGUUCUUGAUGGUAAUUUCAGUGAAGCAAUUGAUACUUUUGACAAAGCCCUCAGACUUGAAACUGAUCUGGAUUUGGCUUUGACGAAAGUUUCUCUUCUUCGUUGUAUAAAUAAAAUAUUUGAAGUAAUGGAGAAUCAACAUGAAAACCUUUUAGAUACAAUUAAAGAUGUUGAAAUGUUUAAAGAAAAAAUGCGAAGAAUUUAUCAAUUAGAAGAGCUAAUAGAGUCAAAUCGGGCGCCAGUGGAAGCUAGGUUACAAGCAAAAUUGGCAUAUGAACAUUUUGAAUAUGGAGCGCUUCCUUUUUCUAAUUGUCGCGAAGGCAUUCAAUGGAAUGGUGGUAGGAGAGAAAGGAAACGUUUAUUCUGUACAGUAAAUAAUUGGAAAUUAUAUAAUGAAUCAUUAAAUAAACAAAGAGAAAAAGUAAAAGCUGAAAUUGAAUUAAUUAUUAAUCAACAAUUUGAAGCCUCGCCAGAAUUAAAAUUUGUUGAAUUAGAUCGUUUAAAAAGAAAAGAGAAUGAUGAGAUUAGGGAAGAGAAGAGGCUUUCUGAAUGGAAAGAAUAUAUUUCUAAAUUAGCCCCUUUUAUUGGAAUUGGAUUAGAAAUGGAUGAACCUCAAUUAAUUCCUAAAUAUCCAAUUUUAGACAAACAAGACGAGGCAAGUUUCCCAUUUUUUAAUCCGUCUUGGCCAUCUAUUCACGAAUGUCAAGAAGCUUUUAAUUCUGGUACUUUAUCUUUUGAAACUUCUUUCAAUGACUUCAAGUCUCCACAAUUGUUUAUUUCACCGGAAAAUAAGGGAUUUAUUGUUUCCGAUUUACUCACCAAAUAUUUGGCAAUUAAAGAUGGCGAAUUAACCCCAUUACCUUGGAAAUUGCCUUCCUGUACACUAUACAACGACACUGGAUUAUUAUUAGAUGAAAAGCUAAAAUUUAUUGAAAAUUUAAAUUCUUUUCAAAAAUUAAAAUUUGGUUAUUUUACCCCAUCUGAUGAAUUUUCUGAAUAUAAAUUAAAAAAUGAAAUAUUUCGAUUGGCUGGUUAUAAUUUAGAUAAUGAUUGGAAUGGAAAAACACAACAACCUUUAAUCAGAGAAAUAGGUCAACGUAUUGGGAAUUUAUUAAAAUUUAAUAUCGGACCGCGUUGGCUUACAUUUAAUUUAGCUGCUUUAUAUUUUCGUUAUCUUGGCAUUCCAGGCGAAGCAAUUAAUUGUAUUGAAUUAGCCCUUAAAUAUUCAAAAUUUGAAGAUAUUGCUUUGACACAAUUAGCACAAAUUAUUUUACUUUCAAAUUAUUCGUUAACUGAUCAAAAUGAGUUGAAUGGUUUAGAGAGAAUUUUAAGUAUUGCAAUGAAUAGUGGGGUUAAUGAACCAAUUCCAUAUCAUUUAAUGGCUAUUUUCUAUCAAUUAAAAGGCAAUUUACAUACUUCAGAAAAAUUGUUAUUUCAAGCAUUGGAAUUAGAUCCUAAAUUUAAACCAUCAUUAAAUAUGCUUCUGUUCAAAAAAUGUUCAAAAAGAAUAAUUGGAAAAAGUUAUUUGGCCCCAGCUUUUGCCAGAUUUAUUGUUCCUUUACUUUUCCCUGCUGCAAAACUUAGAGAAAUUAAAGAGGAUAUUUUUGCUAAAAAAUUGGAAGCAGAACUUGCACAUAAAGUGGUUGAUAGACAUAAAAUUGAAGAAUCCCCGGUGUUCCCCUUGGAUUAUGGAGGUUACUCUCUCGACCGUAUUCGUGCCCAUCAACGACCAAUAUGGCCAGAGGGAGUUAAAGAGCAAAUAAAUCAAUUCCAAAUUGAUUUUAAACCUCCAAUAAAUAAUGAAAAUAUUUUUAAUGGACAAAAUGAAUUUAAAUUAACAAAAGAAAUUAAAUUAGUAGAAAAGACAACAAUUGAUGAAACUAUAUUUAAUGAAUAUUUAAAAAAUGAGUUGACAGAGAAUAAUAAUAAUGAGAAGAAAAAUAAGGGAAAUAAAAAGAAACAAACAAAACAACAAAAUAAUAUUAAAAUGACAAAGGAGAAAUCAAAAGUAUCAGAUUCAAUUGUCGUUGAUGGUGUUACUUCAUCAUUUCUUAAUAACCAAUCUAAACGUUUAAAAUCUUCACGCGCUCAAAUUGAUGGAACUUUUUUGGGAACACUUUCCAAUCGUGGGGAAGUGCUCUUUAAAUUAGAUAUUCCUUUACCUGAAAUAUUGCCAGUCCCUCCAUCUUUAAUGGUUAAUAAAGGCAAACAAUUUGCAUUACCUUUUAAACGUGAUUCUCUUAAAGAAAUUUGUCAAACACAGAAAAAACUAAAUCAUUUAUUUGAACAACCAGUCUCUACUUGGGUAUCUCCAUCGGCAAAAGGAAUUAAGGUCGACGAUUUGCUCAAUUUUGGAGAAUUACCAGAAUUGUCAGAUUUAUUAUUAGAGCCAGAAUGUCCAGAACCUACUUUAGUUCUUCAUUCUUCUUCAAUCCUUUUAGAAUUAGAUGAAUUACCUGCUUAUCUUUAUCGAGAACAUUUAACGAAAUUUUAUAAACCAGAAAAAGCUUUGAGAGAUACAUUUCGUUCAAUUGGUUCAUCAAAAUUAGAUAGUAUUGAGAGAGUUUCUGCUAAAUUAUUUUUUGCUUUAAAAGGUGCUGCAAUGCAUCCAUCGGUUUCUUCUUCAAAACCAAUUUCUUCCAUUCGAGAAUUUGUUUUAGGAACAAUUUCAAGUCUUUAUUGGAGAAUAAAAGGAGAUCCACUUAAUUCAAUUAAAUGCCUUCGACAUUCUUUAUAUAAUUCUCCAAAUGAAUUUAUUGAUGUCCCAUUAGUUAGUUUAGCCAAUAUUUACCAUCAAGCAGGAUUUCUUCAUAGUGCAUUAUAUACAUUAGGGAAAGCUUUCAAAACAGGAAAAAAUAUUGUUGCUGUCCAUUUUACCUUAGCUAACGUUUAUUCAACAAUUGGCGAUUUCCCUCAUGCUCUUCAAUUUUAUUAUUCAACACUUUCUUUACAAUCUAAUUUUGAACCAGCAAAAGCAAGUAUUACAGCAAUACAUUGUUUAACUAAUGGAGUACUUUUAAAUGAUUAA